Molecule: messenger RNA, 2575 nt
Organism: Styela clava
Lineage: Eukaryota; Metazoa; Chordata; Ascidiacea; Stolidobranchia; Styelidae
Source: RefSeq, a predicted model, not a curated record
UUGAAGUUUAGUUGUACAAAAUUAUGUUUAUACUUUAUCCAGUUUAGAAUAGACUAGGUUUUAGGUUACAUUAAACAUUGAAACGACUAUGCUUUCAUUCAAAUUCUUUCUUGUUUCGUUAACUCUGGGCUUGGCUCUAGCUCAAGAAACUGAUGAUUUUGAAGGAACUGCUGGCGGAGAUGAAGUGAAUGUUGACGCGGUAGAGGUAGUUGACGUAGGUGGAGAAGAUACGAUCACUGUAAUCGACGAUGGAACUGGGGAAGACGCCGAUGAAAGUGAAGAAGUUGCAGAAACGAUUGAGCCGACUCCUGCUUAUAGAAGAUCAUGUCACGUUGGAUUCGGAAGUAACUUUACUGACAUACAAUCAAAAAACAAAACGUGCAACUUUCUAGAGAAUUCAUGCCAAGUCAAAGUAGAAAUCAAUUCAAAUGGAAUGCGGGUUUAUGGAGAAUGCAAAGAAUUUCGGGCUUGCCAAAAUAAUGCCAAGUUCCACGAUUGUUACAGUGCUACUAUGACAUCAGAGGAGGCUGAAAAAGCGGAGCAUGUCUGCCAUUUUUGUUGCCGUGAAAGUUAUUGCAAUACCGCCAAAUAUGCUGAAAGAUUGUUACGACGACAACAAAAUAAACUCUUAAAAUAGAAUUCUCGAUAUAAAGAGAAGCUUUAGAUUUUAUUUAACUAAUACUCCCUUUGUGGUGAUUAGAUGUAGAAAAAAAACAUGAAAAAAAAAGAAUAAAAAUAGAUUUUAAUACGCAAUAAUAUGUUCAAAAACUGAGCUGAAGUUUUUUUUGAAACUAGUGAAAAAAUGAAUUCGAUCAGUUUGUUUUAGAUUGUCGUAGGAAUCCUCUUACAAAACUGGAUUUGAGUAGUGAGGAGCAUGACACAAAUGGUAUCCUCAUAUAAAUUUGCUCCAUGUUUACUACAAUAGAACGAAAGUAAAACUGUUAUUGAGCUAAUCAUAUCAUAUAUAUUUGUAUACACUGUUUGUUCACGUAAAUUAGGUGGAAUCCUAUUUGAGAUCUCUGUCAAUGUGCUAUCUGAAAUCAGAUGUUUUAUCAAAAAUACUGAGUGUUUAUCAUUAUUCCCUCACUUUACAUUGGUCGUUUUGGAUUAGUUUUGUAUUAGUAUCCAAACCAAACUUGGUAAAUUAAUAAAAUGCGGUCAUUAAAAAAUAUGUCAAGUUUUCCAAUUUUGUUUUAAUGUUUCGUAUUGAAUUUGGUCACCAUAGGAGUAGUAACAAUUUGGGGUAUUGCAAAGCAAGUAUACAACCUUUUUAAGGUGCAUAUGUUCGCAAUAACAAUUUUGCAUUUACUUACUGACUUUAUUUAAGAUACGUUACUAUGAAAACUGUAUGGUGCAUACCAGAUUGAUUAAAACUCACAGGUCUCAUUGCCAUAAACGUUUCUAAACUGUAUCCAAUAUUUUGAUAUACUUCUUGCUUGCCAUACCAUUUUCAUGUCACUCGGAUUAUUGUUUUUGUGGCUGAAGAAUUAAAAUUUUUAUUAUGUUUAGUUAGAUAUAUUUAGUUAACGCACUAGGUUAAAUAGAUUUUUGAAAACAACCAUGAUGGCUCUCAAAUAUGUUCUUCUCAUUUCUCUGGUUAUUGGACUGACAUUCGGUCAAGAAGACAUUGUUGAUCCCGUUGAUCCCGUUGAACCUGUUGAACCUGUUGAACCCUUUGAACCCUUUGAAACCGUGGACUCCGGUGACCCUGAUGAGUCUUUUGAAGGUGUAGACGGAGUUGAUCCAUUUGAUACCGUCGACCCCAUUGACUUUGCUGAACCUGAUGACACUGUUGAACCUGUUGACCCCGUCGACACAAGUGAAGCCGUAGAACCAACUCCAGUGCCGAGGAGGACUUGCUAUGUUGGUUCUGGAGAUACAUUGGACGAUCUUACAAGCGAGGUUAAAGAAUGCAAGUACUUGCAGAAUUCGUGUCAGGUCAAGCUUGAAAUAAAGCCAGAUUCGUACAAAGUUUAUGGAGAAUGCAAAACUGCUAAAGCGUGUGAGGACAACACAAAGGGUUGCUAUUCCCAAACUCUCACCAGAGCGCAGUCACAAGAAGUGGACCAUGUUUGCCACUUUUGCUGUUCAAACUCGAAUUGCAACGACGCUGUAUUUGCUCGAAGCGAAUGGGAUCGAAAGAUCGAUGAACUUUUAUUUAGAUAAACAUCAUGGGCAGUGAAGAAUGCAUUGACUUUGGUCACCAAUAAACCAAUAAAAUUACCAUCAAAAAUAAGUGAAAAAAUAUAUCACGUCAGCACCAGUGGAUUCGAUAACUCCAAAUAUAAAUUGUAUUUUCAAAUUUUACUCUUUUGUGUGUCUUUGAAGCAUUUUCUACCAAUAUUGCACAAUUUUACAAGCGAUUUGUUAACUAACGUUCGUCAUCCAAUAAAAGCUACCUGUCAAGACUUAUGUUGGCUCUAAACCCGACUUCAAUAAAUAUGAAUUUCAAAGAACUAAACUUUAUUUAACAACUGUAUUUUGUAAGACAAUAACAAAACGUUACAUACAGAUAUCUGGAGAAAUGCUAAUUCUUUAGAAACAAUGAAAAUUAAUAAAUUCAUUCAAAUACUAA